AUUGGAGGACUGGACUGAAGUGGGAUGAGGAUCACAUUCUGAACAAUCUUAUCGCGAGAAGUGAGCCGUGGUAUAAAUUCCCCAGUCGCGCGUGCCAGCAUCUGCACUCCCCUCUCCGUUUGUCGGUGUGGUUUGAUAUAAGCUGAGACUGAAGAUGGCUGCAGGCAAGGCACAAAUUGGAAAGCUGGCCCCAGACUUCACAGCCAAAGCGGUGAUGCAAGAUGGACAGUUCGAGGACCUGAAGCUGUCAGACUACAGAGGCAAAUAUGUUGUCUUUUUCUUCUAUCCACUGGACUUCACCUUUGUGUGUCCAACUGAGAUCAUCGCUUUCAGUGACGCUGCAGAUGAUUUCAAGAAGAUCGGCUGUGAGGUCAUCGCUGCCUCUGUUGACUCACACUUCUCCCAUUUCGCAUGGACCAACACACCACGUAAGCAGGGCGGUUUGGGUUCCAUGAAGAUUCCCCUGGUAUCUGACACACGGCGCACCAUCGCCACAGAUUAUGGUGUCCUCAAGGAGGAUGAGGGCAUCGCCUACAGAGGUCUGUUCAUCAUUGACGACAAGGGCAUCCUGAGACAGAUCACCAUCAAUGACCUCCCAGUUGGACGCUCUGUUGAGGAGACCAUGCGUUUGGUCCAAGCCUUUCAGUUCACUGACAAGCACGGAGAAGUCUGCCCAGCCGGCUGGAAACCAGGAAGUGACACCAUCAAACCUGACAUCCAGAAGAGCAAAGACUUCUUCUCCAAGCAGUAAAAAGCCCAGGGCCAGAGUCUGCUGCCUGCUGUAGGAGAUUUCAUUUAGAGAUUACAUUUCCAGAGAACAAUAUUUAAGUCAGCCGCUGUGCCUGUGGAGGAGUGGUUAGGAGACAGUUUUUGUAGUCAACAUGCUGUGUGUGUUCAGUUGACUGUAGAGCGAAUAGUGCACUUAUGACCAAAGUAUAUAAAUGUGUAAUUAUGUUGCGGUAAUGUAUGCUAUUUUCAGUCAGACUGGGCUAAAUGUCUGUUUGUUCUUUCAUGUCAUUCCUUACUAUUGUUAGAUGCAAAGGACCAUACACACAUUGUUAUUGGAUUGAAAACAUCUCUCUCCAUUAUGAUGUAGUUUUUUUCAUUUUUUUUUUUUUACAGUGAACAACAAAUGUUCUUUCAUUGAAAUAAAGAAUACAGUUUAUAACA
This is a messenger RNA of Siniperca chuatsi (mandarin fish), 1170 nucleotides long. It is a transcript of the gene prdx1, whose product is annotated as peroxiredoxin 1. Bases 155 to 751 code for a protein of 198 amino acids. Gene Ontology annotation, molecular function: thioredoxin peroxidase activity. NCBI's taxonomy places the organism in Eukaryota, Metazoa, Chordata, Actinopteri, Centrarchiformes, Sinipercidae. The record is from RefSeq and is a predicted model, not a curated record. The transcript has 6 exons. Gene Ontology annotation, cellular component: cytosol. Gene Ontology annotation, biological process: response to oxidative stress; hydrogen peroxide catabolic process; leukocyte activation.